UGAAACAAAAAUAGAAGAGCUGUCUAGGACUGUUGAGACUUGGAAGUCUAAAGCAGAGUCAUUUGAAUCACAAUUAAGCGUCAUCUCCACAAAGCAUGAUGAAUUACAAAAUGAACACAGCAAAGUUGUCGAAGAGAUGAUUAGCGUUAAUCGUCAGCAUAACGAUGCCGUUGAUCAAGCCCUCAAUCGUGCUGCUUGUUAUUACCAAGAGAUGGCAAAAAGGACGGCAGUAGAACAUGAAAAUGAUAUUCGCAAACGAGACUGUAAAAUUCGUGAAGCU
Messenger RNA from Racocetra persica, 280 nucleotides. NCBI's taxonomy places the organism in Eukaryota, Fungi, Glomeromycota, Glomeromycetes, Diversisporales, Gigasporaceae. The record is from the annotation of a GenBank genome assembly.